CUCGCAGGAGAGGAGAUGGCGAACAUGGGGGGAUGGACAGACAUCUGGGCUCUGCGUCUCGGGGGCCUGCUCCUGCCUCUGCUCUUCCUAGGGACAGCGGGUUCCCAGCUGCAGGUGACCACGGCGCCCUCCUCCUGGGCCCACCUGGGCUCGCGAUCCUUGCUGCAGUGCCGGUUUGAUGUCGGGGGGCCAGUGGCCCUGGACUUCCUGAGGGUGCAAUGGUAUAUUGGGGAGCAUGUGGUGGCCUGCUACAACCAGGGCAGGAUCCAGGCCCAGCCCGGAGCCAGUCUGCCAUCAGAGAAAGAGCUGGAGACAGGAGAUGCCUCCCUGUCACUGGCUGUGGUGACCCCAUGGGACAAGGGCGUGUACAAGUGUGUCGUGUGGCACAGGGACCAGGAGCACCAGGGGAUGACCACCCUGCACCUGCUUGCUGCCCCGAUGAUCUCCAUCCUGAGACAACCUGCUGAGGCUGACACUGAAACCUCCCUCCUGUGCCACGUGGGGGGGUUCUUCCCCGAGGAUGUGGACGUGGUGUGGCUGAGAGACGGGCAGGUCCUGAAGGGCUUUCCCUGCUCCAGCCCCCAGAGGAACCUGGACGGGACCUUCACCUUCACCAUGACCUACACCUUCACCCCCACGCACAAAGAUGCUGGCAGUGUCUUCUCCUGCCGUGUCCACCACAUGGCCCCGAGGCAGCCACUGCAGGAGGACAUCCCCCUGGAUAUCGGAGGGAGCACAGAGGUGGAUCACACCAGCACCAUGAUCAGCGCUGUCCUGGGAAUUGGCAUCAUAAAUGGAAUUGUGGUCAUCAUAAUCAUGAAGCAGAAGUCCAGGUCCAGUGGGCAACUUCAGCUCCAAGCCCGGCCGCAGGUGUCGGAGAUCCAGGUGUUGCCAGAGUGGGAUCCCCGGGACAAGGUGCCAUUUGCUGUCCAGCUCCACAACUUCUACCCCAGGGAGGUGCCCCCAAUUCAGUGGGGCUGCGAUGGGAUCUGGAGCUGGGGGGAAGACCCAGCGCAGAUAGACAACAAUGCGGACGGCACAUUCACUGCGACGAGCAUCUGGAGAGUGCCCACCUGGAGCCUGACCCGGCCGGAGCUGCGAGUGCGAGUGCGCGUCCAGCACGGCCCCGGAGAGCCCCCGAGCGAGAGAGAGCUGAGCCUGAGGGCCGCGGGUCUCCUGCGGCCCCCGGACGUGUCCGAAAUCACCCAGCCUGAGUCCAUGGCCACAGGGAUGGGAGUCACCCUUAGCUGCCGCAUCGCGGGGCAUUUCCCGGGGGAGCUGAGUGUGACCUGGCUGCGGAGGGGCAAGGGGGAGGACACUGCUGCAAUCCUGGAGGACUCCGCUGAGUGCAGAGUGGAGCCCGGCAUGGCCGUCCUCGCACGGGAUGGGAAGAGCUUCCAGCAGCAGACGGGACUCACCUGCUGGAUGUCCAGAGACCAGGGGGAAGAGUACAUCUGCCGUGUGGACCACCUCGCCCUGCAGGCCCCCAUUGAGAGGAGCAUCAAUGAUCCGGGGCCAGCUCCUGUCGGAUCUCCUGUGCUCAGAGCCCCAGGCUGGGCAGUCUCCUACUCUGUCUCUGAGGUUCAGGGGCCGGAGCGGUGCCGGCUGGGCCAGGAGGUGACCCUGAGCUGCUCCAUGGAGGGGACGUUCCCCGAGGACGUGGCCGUGACAUGGGAAAGGAUCCACAGUGAGGACAGGACGGUGCCUGAGAUUGACAAAGAGCAAGAGAGCCCCGAGCACCAGCCACUGUUACCCGCCCUGCCCCCGGGCUGGAGAGUGACCGAGGAGAGAGCUGGGACCUGCCUCACGUCUUCCCUGACAUUCACCCCCACGCUGCAGGACGACGGGACGCGGGUCCGGUGCGUCUUCCUCCACGAAGUCGAAAGUAUCAGAGAGGAGCGAGUGUCCCCAGAGAUCCAGGUGUGGGCCCGGCCGCAGGUGUCUGAGAUUCAGGUGUUGCCAGAGUGGGACCCCCGCGACAAGGUGCCGUUUGCUGUCCAGCUCCACAACUUCUACCCCAGGGAGGUGCCCCCAAUUCAGUGGGGCUGCGAUGGGAUCUGGAGCUGGGGGGAAGACCUAGCACAGGUAGACAACAACGCGGACGGCACAUUCACCACGACGAGCAUCUGGAGAUUGCCCAGCUGGAGCCUGACCCGGCCGGAGCUGCGAGUGCGAGUGCGAGUGUGCGUCCCGCACGGCCCCGGAGAGCCCCCGAGCGAGAGAGAGCUGAGCCUGAGGGCCGCGGGUCUCCUGCGGCCCCCGGACGUGUCCGAAAUCUCCCAGCCCGAGUCCGUGGCCAAGGUGAAGGGAGUCACCCUGAGCUGCCGCAUCGCGGGGCAUUUCCCGGGGGAGCUGAGCGUGACCUGGCUGCGGAGGGGCAAGGGGGAGGACACUGCUGUGAUCCUGCGGGACUCAGCUGAGUGCAGGGUGGAGCCCGGCACGGCCGUCCUGGCACGGGACGGGAAGAGCUUCCAGCAGGAGACGAGACUCACCCGCUGGACAUCUAGGGAUCAGGGAGCAGAGUACAUCUGCCGCGUGGGACACCUGGCCCUGGAGACCCCCAUCGAGAGUAGCAGCGCCUGCCAUCUCCACCCUCCAGACCUGGGGGAGGUCUCCCAGACACAGGCCCUGAUCCCUGAGCAGCUGGUGACCAUGAAGACCCGUCUAUCAGGGUGCAACCCCAAGCAGCUGGCAAUGACCUGGCUGGGAAAGAAAGCAAGAAAGAAAGAGCCCAGGGCCCUGGAGAGCUCAGACCCCCAGAGGAUCCACACCUCCACCCCUAGCCAGGUGCCGGACAGGAAGUCCUACAGCGUGGAGUCUGAGCAGCAUGUCCCCACUACGGGGCCUGAGGACAAGAGGGUCGAGUACCAGUCCUGCGUGAAGCACGAGGCCCUGAAGAAGUCAAAGUCCAGGUCCAGCGGGCUCACAGGUCCAUCAGAGCCCUCAGGAGUCUCCAACAAUUGAGAGAGGAGGCAGCCGAAGACAGAGGAAUGCGGGGUGAGGCCAGGGUGGUGACACCCGGGGGCUGCAGCAAGUCAUGGGCAUGUCUCCUCUGGUCAUCCCCAGGCAGGCAGGGGAAGGCACCCAAAGGCCCAUGGAUAACGUGGGUUCCCAUCAUGCCUGAGUCACACACAGUGAGGUGUCAGGGCACACUCCUGACCGCAGACCAACUCCCUCAGCCCCGAUCCCUUUUCCCAUCCCAAGACCCCACGUCCCAGGAGGAGGCUUCAGCCUGGCACCUGCACUCCCCCACUGUGCUCUGGCAGAUCAGUGCAGCCUACAGCCCUGCCUGGCUCAUGGGGAAGCCCAGAGGCUCUGGGUUUUCCAGACAAAUGGACCUCAGGCCCUGGAUGACAAGUCACAGCCUCAUUCCUCUUCUUUUCUAGGCCAUUCAGAGUCCACCAGAGGCUCAAAGAGCUGAGGAGGGAGGUGUGGGCUGAGGACAGAGGCAGGGUUGGAUCUGGCACCCACCUGGGAAACACCGCAGCUGGGCUGUGCUGGGCAGGGGAUCAGGCCGGGGCUGGCGCACAAGGCCUAGAGUCUUGGCUGUCCUUGGGUCAUCCCCAGGUCUCCAGUUGGGGUGGCUGCUCCUACUGUCCUUCCUCCAGCCAUGGUCUGUGCAGUGGGGCUGGGCAGGGAGCCCAGGCCUGGGAUGGCUUUUUCUUCCUCUCUGUAUACAAUAAAGG
Molecule: messenger RNA, 3686 nt
Organism: Alligator sinensis (Chinese alligator)
Lineage: Eukaryota; Metazoa; Chordata; Crocodylia; Alligatoridae
Exons: 11
Coding region: 16-2964 (982 amino acids)
Source: RefSeq, a predicted model, not a curated record